Messenger RNA from Dovyalis caffra, 510 nucleotides. The record is from the annotation of a GenBank genome assembly. Lineage: Eukaryota; Viridiplantae; Streptophyta; Magnoliopsida; Malpighiales; Salicaceae.
AUGAAAUCAAAUACUCAGAGAAGUAGAGACGAGGAUAGACACACGAUCGUGACAAUCAUUGACAACAUUGAGGAACUUCCAACAGUUGAGCCGACAGAGACUGACCAAAUUUCCAUUUUAGGUGAGUCCAUUAAUGGAGAAGAGAGCACAGAGCUGAUUGGGGAUUUGAAGUCAGGAAUGGGUAUUGUUGUUCCAAUCACCAUAGAUGACCCACCCAACUUAUUGGUCUCGGCUAAGAAGAGGAAUAAGGAUUUGGGUAAAGCUACAAUUCCUAUUCUCAAAGCCACCUACAAAGUUUUGCAUUCUAACUACAGCAAGAAUGCUAAGAUAAAGCAGGUUAUGUUGGUAACUACCAAAGAUGAUGGCUUGUUAUAUGAACCCAUUAUUAAGGAAUUGAAGGGAAGGACCAAGACUGUCAUUCCUCAUCUUCCAAAGCUAUUUAUGCUCUCCCUAAAGGGCACAUCUGCACUAGAUUUUGGCAAGGCUUGCAAACUAUUCCUUCCCAGAUGA